Molecule: messenger RNA, 360 nt
Organism: Trypanosoma grayi
Lineage: Eukaryota; Euglenozoa; Kinetoplastea; Trypanosomatida; Trypanosomatidae
Exons: 1
Source: RefSeq, a predicted model, not a curated record
AUGGAGGAGCUACUGGAGCGCGAGAUCGAGGAUCUCAAGCACCAGCAGGCGCUCCUCGAGCAGGAGCUCGUGGUAAUCGAUGACAUGAGCAGCGGCGCGUGGCCCAGCAGCAGCAGCAGCAGCACUCUCGUGGACGUCGCCUCGCUCCAGUCGCUGGAUGAGAUGCGGCGCCGCCAUCAGCGCGAGGCAAACCGGGCACUGCAGCGAUACUUCGAGGUGGUGAGCGACUACCCGAAGUACCAGGCGAACCGCGAGCGGCAGCUCAGUGGUGCGCGGCCAUUCUCCUUCGAGGCGCGCGAGCUGCAACGCGGCCAGCGCAUCCGCACGCGCCGCAUAGAGGAGGAGCGGCGGCAGCGCGAG